AAAGCCAUCACUAUAUAUAUUAGGGUUUCCUCCUUUCUUUCUUUCCCUUUCCUCCUACUACUUGCAGAAGAUAAGAAUAUAUCAGCAGAUCUCGAAGGGCCAACCAAAAUGAGUAGAGGAGGAAGUUAUGGUGGAGGACAAAGCUCCUUAGGCUACCUUUUUGGCUCUGAUGAGAAACCUACUCCGCCUCCUGCCUCGCCGAUGAUAAAUUUGCCGCCCUAUGGCAUAGAUACUCCCAUCACCGAGAACCCCCCUGAGAAUAUUCAUCGAUCUCCUCGGAAUUCCGAGAAGCAAGCUGGAAUUAACUCCAACAACUAUCAUAGAGCUCAGGGUCAGAAUUCUGGGAACUUCAUAACUGACCGUCCAACGACCAAGGUUAAAUCAGUUCCAGGGGGAGAUUCAUCGCUCGGAUACUUGUUUGGAGAUAAGUGAUGGUGGUCCUAUCUUCCCUCAAAGCAUAUAUGCCUACCCAGAUCGACUUCUGAAAUAAAAUAUGAUAAUCAUACAAUAUAGCCUAGUUAUUUACGCUUGCUAGAAGGCAUAUCAAAUCUCUCUGUUGUAUAAGCUUGUGUUUAUGGAAUUAAUUUGAUGUUCCCAGAUAUAGAUAUUCGAUUGAAGAAACCGUACUUGUUCUGCAGUCUGAUAUUAUGAGAUAGAUGUUAUACGUCUCUAAUGUCCUAUCCAAAGUAGCAGGAGGAAAAGCGUCAUCUGUAAUAUUGUGUCUGACUGGGAAUUAUUGAUCGAUUUUUGCAUAAUCCUAA
This is a messenger RNA of Punica granatum (pomegranate), 761 nucleotides long. NCBI's taxonomy places the organism in Eukaryota, Viridiplantae, Streptophyta, Magnoliopsida, Myrtales, Lythraceae. The record is from RefSeq and is a predicted model, not a curated record.